Molecule: messenger RNA, 1236 nt
Organism: Ceraceosorus guamensis
Lineage: Eukaryota; Fungi; Basidiomycota; Exobasidiomycetes; Ceraceosorales; Ceraceosoraceae
Exons: 4
Coding region: 1-1236 (411 amino acids)
Source: RefSeq, a predicted model, not a curated record
AUGGACCUCUUCCAACCCGCCGCGCCAGAAGCGCGCACACCUGCACUCAAGCUGUCGGCAUGGUUGAACGCAUUCACAAUCACCUACGUUGAGCACUUCAUCGCCACCAAGCGGUAUGCGGCUGAGCGCUGCCUCAGACAAGCCUAUGAGGACAGGGUGACGCAUUUGCAGCAGCGCACUAACCGGCCUGGCCUGGCCCAGCGUUUUGAUGCAGCCAUGGCUGGCUGUUUUCAAGUGUUUGUGGGGCAUGUCACUUGUGGCUCUCUUGCAGGAAGGCACCCCAACAGUGCAUACUUUUGGUGGGUCAAUCUGGGUCGCGCUGCUCGCAUACACCUCUACAAAUCCGACAUUGAUCUGGAGGCAGCACCAGGAGGCUGCUUUUUAUUUUGGUCUGGAGAGCCGUGGAGUAAGUGUCAGCACUGGGAUGCGGAAGAGGACGACAAUGGACCGGUAAUGUCUGUUGUAGGCUACAUGCGGGUGGGAGGCUUGGGCAAGGCCGGCGGGCUGACGGACAUGCACAAGCAGUGCUUUGUCGAGAUGGAGAGUUGUGCGAGGAGGAUCAUGGAUGCGGGUAAAAGGGCUUUUGGAAAGGCACCGGCGUUUAUGCGGGAUGUGAACAAGACGAAAAAGGCUAGGCAGGCGGAGCAGCGGGAGCAGGACGAGGAGGAGGCCAAGGAGGCGGGGGCGGGGGCGGGGGCGGAGGCAGCAGGAGAAGGCUCGAUGAGGAAAAGGAUGAAAAAGCGGAGUGAGCAAAAAGGGUCUUGUGGAAGAGGAGCCCCUUUCCGUCCCAUUCCUGACGUGCCCUUGGCCCAAGCUUCCACGCAAGAGGUCACAUCUCCCGCCUCGAGCGCGCCCGCUGGUGCCGGCCCCAGCACCCAGAACAUCACCUCCCCAAUUGACUUUCCUGCUUGCGGUCGUCCUGCUCUGCGCGGCAGCAUUGCCGCAUUGUCAUCAUUGUCGCCCCCGCCGCCACUGCCACCACCACCAGUAGCGUCGUCAUCGUCGCUGCCCCUGCCGCCACCGCUCGACACACCCCUCAACACGCGCAUGGCCUCCUCUGACGAUCAUGUCAAUGAGGAUGGCAUGCGCGUGUGCUCAUUGUCAGAACAUGGCGGACCGCAGGAAGCAACGUCGGAAGGAUGGGCACCAAGGCCUCCGCGGUCGAUGGGGAGGAGCGAGGAGCCCACAUGCAUUACGGGUCUCACAAUGCUCGGGCAAAGCUUUGUUACUUUUUAG